AUCUUAAACUCAUAGAGACAAGAUAACAGAUACAUGGUUUUUGCAGAGCGCGAGAGCCUGUGGCAGGGCGUGUUCAUUCGCUCGUACACGUACCGGUCGCUCGUGGUGGGGUUCGGUGCGGGCACGCGCGCCACCGCCGUGCUGCAGUGGAGCGCCGCCGCCCAGCGCUACACCGUCGCCACGCCCGCGCACCAGCCCGCCGCCAACGCGCACCAUCUGCUGCACCAUCACCUCGACCAGUACAUAAACACUCACAAGGACCUGAUGUCCCUCGGCGUGGUGCUGCGGGAGACGUACGCGCCGCUGCUGGCGCUGAGCCGCCUCCCCACGCUGCCGCAGCUCGGACUGCACCACGUCCGCACACAGAUGCCGACACCUACCUUCACUUUGCUCGCUCAUUCGUGGAGAAAGAUUCGCGUGAUCUAUGCCGGAGCGUAUUCAAUUGAAGUGGGUAUUAGGGGAGGAGGAAUUGUCACUAUUCGAGACGGAUCAUACUCGAAGUUCGAUCGCGCGCCCAUCGUGGACGAGUUUGCUCCCGCACAAGGACUGAAGACAUUCUUAUCGAGAUACGUCGACGACAGCUUAAGUGCGCGUUUAGUGGCAGAAGAUGAUAAUCCACCUUCACCUAUGUCGCCAAUGCCACCUGGUGGUCUACGUUUCCCUGCGCCUCUGACUCCACCACAGCCACACACACCACACUCUGCGCCGGUAACGCCGCACCCUGCCUCGCCCGCUCAUCAGAUGGGUGGAGGGUCCUUCAACCUGACAUCUCCCCCGGGCGGCGGCGGCGGCGGUGUGGGUGCGUCUCCUGCAUCCCCCAUGGCGCCGUCACCGCACGCCGCCCCCGCCGCCUCCCCGCACCCGCCGCCCACGUCGCCUUUCACCGCGUGGCCUGCUUCGCCCUCGCUGCCGCGGCCUUCGCCCGGGCACCAUCCUUCGCCCAGGCACCACAUCGAUCACAAAGGUCCUCAGGCUAGUUCGUCGACGAGCAGUCGCAGCGGAGGUCGUGCAUGGGGCGGCGGCGCGGCCACCCCGCUGGCGGUGAGCAAGCUGGAGGCGCUGUGCACGCCGUGCGAGCCUCCCCCCGGCGCCCCGCCCGGCCCCGCGCUCGCCCCGCUGCAGCGCUUCCUUGCCUGCGUCUACAUGAAACGGACCUUGCAACGAUUCGUAAACGUUGAAGAAUUUUUGACAUUGGUCUCUGUGGACGCGACUAGCCUGACGUUCCGCAGCGACGCCGCGGGACUGUGUGCGCGCGUCGCUCUGCACCCGCAGCACAUGCAGUCCUUGCACUUGCACCUCACGCCGCUGCCAGAGAGCAAGGAGAUAUGGUCGCCCGAUGACCUGCAGAUCAUAGAAAAAUUCUUCGAGGUUCGCGUGGCGAUAGCUCCGUACCGUCCCACCGCGCUGCAGGGGUGGGUGCGGUGGUGGGGCGCGCCGGCCGCGGCGCUGACGUCGCUGGUGGCGGUGAUGCGCGCGGAGCUGGCGCCGCAGGUCCCGGCGCUGUGGGCGCUGCAGUGGGCGCUGCGCAUCCCGCCCGCCGCGCCGCCCAUCGUGCCCGCCGGACAACCGGCAGUCUUACUCGCAAAAAACAAAAUAUUAUUCUUCAUAUGUUUGACUCGAAUGGACACCCAGCUGGUGCUGCCGCUCGUGUACGACAUGCAGCUUAACGUCACCCAAUUGGCCGACAAACAAAACGCGCAGCCGCACCUGAUAGCGGUCAGCCUGCACCUGAAGCGGUUCAACGAAUUUAAUCAAUCCCAUUCGGAGUGCACCCUGUGGCCGGCGGUGCGCGACCUCGUCACCAACUUCACGCUCCCAGCGGAGGCCGGCGCCGCGCCCCCGCCCCCCUAGCCGGCGCCCCCGCCCCCGCCCGCGCCCUCCUCGCGCCGCGCCACGAGAUCCGAACCGCCCGCCGACCUCUGGCACUCACUCUUCUUGUAAACGAACUGCCGAUCGUUGCUGGAAACCCUUCCGGAGUGAUUUGUGUUGUGAGGUCUUGAGAGACGGACGCGCGGGACAGCGGGCACUCGCGAGCGCGUGUCGGUGCCGCGUGACAUUUCAGUGUCUAGUGAACUGUGUUGAACGAAGCGACAGAAUAACAAUGUGACCCUGGGAUGCCUUAUAAUUGUAAAUAUUGUUAUUUAAGUUACAAAAGUAAGCUACUCUUGAGAUAAUAAUGUGGACUUGUAUUAUUUUUUCAAGUUUAUUAAGUUAUAAUAUACUAUGCAUAAAUUAUUUCGUCUGGUCGAAGCACGUAGCGCGUUCUUGCGGUAUUUUUUCUUUGGUCGUGUACCUUAUAUGUUUUGUUGAUUGUUAUUGAAAAUCUUGUAAUUAUGUAAAUUAUUAAAGAAUAAAAACAAAAUUUAACUAAAAUAGAUUUCGUUCUGCAUUUUAUUUUUAACCGUUGUUAUUCUGGAAUUAACUUUUUUUUUCUUUAAUUUUACUCUCAUAUUUCUUGAAAAUUCAGAUGCCAAACGUCAUUCUUCCCAUGAAACUACUUGUAAGAUUUCUUGCUGACCACUAUCACGUCGCAAUCGCGUACUCUUACAAACAAAAUUAUUUGGCUUUUGUUUUGUACUAAAUGUAUUCCCUUUCUAACAUUAACUGAAAUGAAUCAUUUAAAGAGCAUUUUUAAUGACAAAUCAAAGAACCGUAAUUUAAGCAAAAUUCGUACCUAACGUGUUGCCGCGACCAAUGUACCACAGUGGUAUAUUAAGCAUAGAUAAUACACUUAAUAUGAUAGCUAGUGCGGAGGGUAGCUAGCGUGCAAGCGUAGUGUUUUCAGAUAUUACAUAGUAAUCUUAGAAAUAUUCAAUAGUAUUCACGGUUUGUUAAUAAUGGAUUGUUAAAAACCCAUCUAAGUGUUGUGAUAAUAGUUUCGGCGGCAAUUAUGUUUAAGCCACUUGUUUGUAAGCUUGUGAGUAAUGCAAUCUCCUGGAGAAAUUACGAAAUGUAUUUAUAUCAUGUUACAAUGAUCUGGAAUAGAAAAUAAUACACAUAACGUGAUUAUUAUCUGCGAAUUUGUAUGACCUUAUCUUUAAUCAAUUUGUUAUUUUUGUUGUCUUCAGGAAUACAGUUAUUUAUAGUUGUAAAUUUUAUUAUUGUUAGGACGACUCUGUUAUAACACGGCGAUGUGAAUGCAGAGUUAUAAAUAAAACAAAGAUGUCUGAAUUUUGGAAGCUAUAAAUGUAAAUAAUAUAAUAAAAUGAAUUAAAAUGUAUGAAGUAUUUAAUGUACUUAAAAUAAACCAUUUCCGGUA
Molecule: messenger RNA, 3259 nt
Organism: Bombyx mandarina (wild silkworm)
Lineage: Eukaryota; Metazoa; Arthropoda; Insecta; Lepidoptera; Bombycidae
Gene: MED14
Product: mediator complex subunit 14
Biological process (GO): regulation of transcription by RNA polymerase II
Cellular component (GO): mediator complex; core mediator complex
Molecular function (GO): transcription coregulator activity
Source: RefSeq, a predicted model, not a curated record